CACACCGACUAAGCAGCGUUCAAGUGAAAUAGCAGAUUGACUGAGUGCAUGACUUCAUCGUGUGAGAAAAACUGAAUACCGCUGUACCUGCUUGCAAACGCUGAAACGAAACUGAUUAAAGACAGCAUCAUUGAAUUGAGUGUGUGAAGUUUGCUGCAGUCGUGUCCUGAAUACACACAUAGCUAUUAACACCCCGUGUCUCACGAGACGAAUUCGUACGAAAGUGCUGCCAAUCCCACAUUGUCCAGGGUGUUGCUAUCGUUGAGUGACCAAUAUGACCAGUUUGGUGAAGGGUAGGGCCCUACAUUGGGUCUUCAAGAUAGGAAACCGAUCAAAGACCAUGGACUUUUAUAGAAACAUUCUGGGAAUGAAGAUCUUGAGGCAUGAAGAGUUCAAAGAAGGCUGUGAAGCAGCAUGCAAUGGUCCUUACGAUGGACAAUGGUCGAAAACCAUGGUGGGAUAUGGCCCUGAAGAUUCUCAUUUUGUGGUAGAACUGACCUAUAACUAUGGGAUUGGCAGCUAUAAGCUCGGCAAUGAUUUUCAAGGGAUUACCAUCAAGUCCUCCAAGGCCAUUAAACAAGCCCAGGAAGCGUCAUAUCCUUUGAAGGACUUGGGCAACGGGAGCUUCCAGAUUCAAGCUCCGGACGGUUAUCCAUUCGUCAUCCGACCCGAGGACGUGGCUGAUGGACAGGAUCCAGUCGAGAAAGUGUCGCUUUCUUCGACGUCCAUACCAAGAUCGCUAGAGUUUUGGAAGGAUGUCUUGAAUAUGGCGGAAAUCUCGUCGGAUCAAUCCAAGGCUUUGCUCCAAUUCGACGACAAUCAAGCCCAACUUGAAUUGAUUGCUCAAGACAACAUCGAUCGGGGCAGUGCUUAUGGUCGAAUUGCUUUUGCAGUUCCGGCCGACUCCUUGCCUGGAAUUCAAAAGAAGGUGGAAUCGAUCGGGCUUGGCGAAAUAUUGAAGCCCUUGGUUGAAUUGGACACGCCUGGGAAAGCAUCUGUUCAUGUUGUGAUAUUGAGCGAUCCGGACCAAACUGAAAUUUGUUUUGUUGGCGACGAAGCAUUCCGAGAAUUGUCCCAAGUUGAUCCUGAAGCCGACAACCUGCUGAAUAAAGCUAUGGAAGAGGAUAAAAGUGGCGAAUACUUCGAAAAAAAGGGACGGACCAAGCCAUCGGCUUAAACCUAAUGUAUUUGAUGUUUUACUACACCAGUUCACCUUUGUUCCGUGAUUCGAAGCAAUGUGAAAAUGAAAUAUAAAUCAAUAAAUUAUACAAACCAUGCA
Messenger RNA from Tigriopus californicus, 1279 nucleotides. RefSeq names its product glyoxalase domain-containing protein 4-like. The coding region runs from base 275 to 1177 and encodes 300 amino acids. The transcript is spliced from 3 exons. Lineage: Eukaryota; Metazoa; Arthropoda; Copepoda; Harpacticoida; Harpacticidae. The record is from RefSeq and is a predicted model, not a curated record.